AUUCGUAAGGUUUCCUCCUCCCCGCAACAACAACACGGUCCUUUACCGCGAAAAGCGCGGUGCCUUUCCUCGAGGAAACUGGACCUCGCUAGAACCAUAAUGGCUACUGAUUCUUCUGUAGAUAAUGGUAGUUUGCAAUCAAAUAAUGAAUGUUUGUCCUCUGAAUAUGAGAAAGGUGCUGCCCAAGAGAUAAACAUCGAUCCAGUGAGCAAUAGCAAAGCCACUAAUGCUAGAAACACGGACGGAGAAAUGGAAAAAAGUCCCAGUGGCCCUGUAUUAAAAGCCCAGGACCACGCCGAAGUUGUUGCAGCCAAUGCUGCAGAUCCAGCCAUAAAGAUUAAAGUAGAACAAAUGGAGGAAGAUGAAUAUGUAGUUGUUCAUAUAGACGAGGACGAAGAAGGAAAUUUGGCUUAUAUUUCUAACGUUAACAGUGAAGGAGACUCGUCUGAGAGAGAUACAAGUACCGAAGGGGAUUGGCCAUUUCCCAGUGAAGAUUGCAGUGAGGCCUUUGGGAACAAGGAGGAUUACCUGGGGGAUCACAGCGAGCAUAUCCAUGAUGGUCCCAUAGUCUGCUUAGACACAGAUUCGCAGUGGGAUGACCUGCUCAUCUCGACCAACAGAGGCCAGAGAACAAUGUUCUGUGCUCUCUGUGGACAAAAGUUUUCAAGCUCAAAACGUUUUUUCAGCCAUCAACUGAUGCACCGCAGACAAGUCAUUACACGGGGGAUAGAUAAGGGGUCAGUUAGGCAUAAGCGUUUCGAAUGUAAGGAUUGUGGAAAAGCUUAUACCUCUAUUGGUCGUUGUCUCAAUCAUCAGCGUUCACAUAAACAGGCCUCAAAAUCAGUUUUCCACCAGUUGGCUAAUCUAAAGAAAAAGUCAUUUCAGUGCCCCACCUGUGGACGCUGUUAUUCUCGAGCUUCGGCUCUUGAUGCACAUCGCCGUUGUCAUGAGGUAAAGCUAGUGAAAUCCAAAAGCUGUGUAAAGGAGAAAACUUUAUCACUUGAUGAAGCUCCAGGUCAAACUGAAGACAAUGGGACAAGCUCUGAACAGAAUGAGGAGCAUGAGCAAAAGGUUUUUCAAUGCAUCUGUGGCAAAUCUUUUCGCACAAUGUCUGGCCUUGGGACACACCAGAGAUUCUGUUCAGAAGGAAAGCUGAAGGAGGGAAUUAAGCAUUCGUGUGUUUGCUCUGAAUGCGGGAAGACCUUCGUUAGAUCAAAAGCUCUGUUGACCCAUCAGCUCUGGCAUAAAAGACGAACACAACUUGUCUGCAAUGGCCAGCCAUAUAAAUGUACUGAGUGCGACAAGGACUUCACCUCACUUGCAUUCUACAAUAAGCACCAACGAUUGGCACACAGUAAAGAUCUCCCAGUAAAAGUUAUUAAACUCAAGAAGAAGGCUUUUGAGUGCGAGGAGUGUGGUCGUCAGUUCUCGCGAGCAUCUGCCCUGCAGUCGCAUCAGCUCUGUCAUACUGAUGUCUUCUGUGACACAGUAGAAGAGCAUGAGGCCGUAGAUGUCAAUCAUAUAGUUGUCCAGAUCACGGCUUCAGAUGAAUCCAGUCCUGAGUCCAGCAGUGAUCUCUCUCAGGACCAAAACUCUGAUCUUGAGUUAGUGUGUGAAUCAGACCACGAGGGAAAAGAUGGCUUGGGCUUCAACCCGAGUCAAACUGAAUGCACCUCCUCGCUGCAGUUGAAUCCAGAAAUCGAUGUCAAAAUUGUAAAGAUUGAUUAUGAGCACUUAAAUGAUGAACCGUUCAUAAAUGCAGAACUGAUAAGCAAAAUAAGUCCUCAAGAGGCAAAGUAUAAUUGUCCACAUUGUGAUCGAAAGUUUGUCAAGGCUUUGUCCUUGCGCUGUCACAUACUUUGGCACAAAGGGACCCUGGGAAAAAAAUCAUAUGGGAGGAAGAAGUUUGACAAGUUGAUGCCAACUAAGAGGCCCCAUAUAACAUGUGAAGUUUGCGGCCAUGAAAGUGCCUCCAAAAGUGCUCAUAACGUUCACAUGGGCCAGCAUGAGGAUAAAGUAGCAUAUAAGUCUAUUUCGUACCAACUUGCAAACCUGCAAAAGAACAAUAUUAAAUGUGAAGAGUGUGGCAAGACUUUUUCCCGACUGUCUGCAUUGCAUUCUCACCAACAACAUCACAAUAAUAGUAAAAAACCCUUUGCUUGCUUGGAGUGUGACAAGAGGUAUACAAAUGCAAAUGGUCUGUAUAAGCACAAGACAUUUUGCUCUGGCAGUGCCAAAGGUGAAAAGACUAAGCAAUUCAACCCAACCAAGUCACUCUUAGGCCCAAAAGUUCAUCACUGUAAAAAGUGUGGUAAAGGCUUUUGGUCUUUGGGGGCUUUCUUUCAUCACAUGCAAAACCACUUGGAGUGCGCAAAUGUUGAGAUGGGGCCUUCUGGUCCGCCAGACUCUUACCAAUGUCCUGACUGCAAAAAAAUUUUCUCCCAUGCCAUGGCCCUCCAGUUUCACAUGAAAAGUCAUGGCUUUGAGACUGGCCUUCCUUCAAUUGACACUUACUCAUUUGAGCAACCUCAGUGCCCAACAUGCUAUGAGAUUUUUGCAUCGAAGUCAAAACUACAAAAUCAUCAAAAGCAGUGUUCCCUACAGGACCAUGUGGAAUUUCCAGAAGAAUGUGGGAACGUUGGGAUAGAUGCAUCCUUGCAAAAAGCUGAAGAUGUUUGUGACUCUUCUCAUUCAGCUGAUUCUGAAAGAGAACAGAAAACAUCUUUAGAUUCCGAUAAGAAAUAUAAAUGUCAGCACUGUAGCAGAAGUUUUUCAGUAAUUGGUGCGCUUAAUUUUCACAAGCGAAUUCAUAGCAUAGGUGACCAAUCUAAAAAGCUGUAUUCCCACUCGGCAAAACAGUUAAAACUUGUCAAAGGAAAGUCAGAGACUUUUGCUUGUGCUGACUGCGGAAGAUAUUUUAGCUCCAAUUCGGCUCUAGGCACACAUAGGAGAUGGCACAAAGACAAAACAUUUGCCAGAUUUCUCUCAAAGACCAAUAAGAGCCGCUCAAGGAAAAAUGUGGACGAUGGACCUUAUUUAUGCAAAAUGUGCGGGAAAGGAUUCUUUUACCUUUGUGCUCUUCGCCGGCAUCAGCUACAUCACCCGCCCAUGGAGGCUCAACCCCAAAAAGAGCCUGAAGCUCCUGAAUCAAACAGUGUUUUUACCUGUCCAGAUUGUCAGAUGUCUUUUUCAAGUGGGUCUCUUCUAAUAACUCAUUUAGCAGAAGAUCACAGCAAGUCCACUGAGAAACUGCAGUCUGAAAUCCUCCAUACAGAUGAGUUGGUUACACCCAUCAAACAACCGCACACAUCCAAAACGAAUGUUACUAAACAAGAGAAGACUGUGGUGCUACCCUAUAAGUGCUCCAACUGCUAUAGGAGGUUCUUGAACAUACGCGGCCUUUCUUCACACAUAAGUCAGAAACACCGCAAUUUUGUCAAACAAACCGCUUGCUCUCUAGAAGAGAGCUUGGCAUAUAAGAAGCCCUUUGCUUCUGAAAGUACACUUCCUAAAAUGUUCACUGAGAAAACUUCUUUGGAGGAAGAACCUGUACAGCGUAGUCAAAACAUAGAACGUAGUUUUUUCAAAUGUGAUAAAUGUGCUGAAGCAUUUCCUAGUGAGGAGCAGUUAAACGCUCACAAAGAGGCGGCGAAGACUCGUCCGCACUGCUGCUCACUUUGCUGCCGCAGUUACUGGACUGCAAACCAGCUUCAGCAGCAUCUCGCGUGGCACAAUGAAGCACACCAGCAUCUCCCAACCGAAUUGCAAUACAGACCGAGUGCUUCCAUGACGCCUGGGCCUUCAGACAACCUGCAAGCUUUAUCACACAGAUCCGAGUCUUUGGUCAAGCUGCCUGUAGCCCUUGUAAGUCCACAACUCGGUAGCCAUAAAUGUCAACAAUGUGGAAAAACAUUCUUGUCACCUCGUGCUUUGCAGCAGCACCAGACUCUUCACAAAAACGCGGAGCCGUACCAUUGUUCUUUGUGUUCACAGACCUUUAGUGAUAUCAGAAGUCUUACUGACCACCAUCAGGAGUGCUUGGGUGACAAAGAGCUAAAAGACAGGGACUCUACUUCCGCAGUAAGAGGCGAGGUUAACCUAACUUGCAUUGAGUGUGGGAUAUUCUUCAAACAGGAAACAGAACUGCAUCAGCAUUAUAUUGAACAUGCACGUGGGCUCUAAAAUGUGUAAAUGAUGCAUGAAGCCGGACAUGGUUUACUGCUUGUUUGAUUCAAGAUUUUUGUUACCUGCUGUGAGUGUCCGUAUGCAAUAGAAGAACUGUAUGUCAUGAAAAUGAAAAUGCCAUGAUCCGCUUUUGCUAAAAUUGUGGUAGAGAGAAAGAUGUCUGCUAAAUUGAAAGCAUUAUCCCAGAUGCCCUUUAAACCAAAUAUAUUCUAAUUGCAUAAAAGUUGUACAUUUCUAUUGCUCCUUUUAAAAUCUCUUUAGAACUCUGCAAAGUGUUUCGGUGUAUUUUAGGGGAUCUUAAAGAUUUAUAUGCAUUCUCUCUUUUUUAUUUUAUUUUUUUUUACAUUGCCAUUGUUCCUUUAUUGACCUCACCAUUUUACAGCUUAAACCACAUUUAUGUGACAUUUAGGGUAGGUUCUUUUUUUUUUUUUUUUUUUUAACUUCAAUUAUUUCUUAAAUAUAAUGCUAUGUUCCUUGUAUAAAAUCCCUGAAAUCAUGUUAUUUGAGAUUAAAGGUCUUUGUCCGAAA
This is a messenger RNA of Carassius gibelio (silver crucian carp), 4713 nucleotides long. RefSeq names its product zinc finger protein 62. Lineage: Eukaryota; Metazoa; Chordata; Actinopteri; Cypriniformes; Cyprinidae. The record is from RefSeq and is a predicted model, not a curated record. The transcript is spliced from 2 exons. The coding region runs from base 100 to 4182 and encodes 1360 amino acids.